AUGUUUGAAGAAGACCCUUUCGACGAUGACUACUUUUGCGAUGGAAAUGUGGUACCGUGGUGCCAAAAUGAUACCAACCACCAGCAGGUCACUAUGUCAAUGACUGAUGCAUUCAAGCCAAAACACCUGGAUCCGAAAGACCUUUUCGACGUCAAGACGGUCUUGCAGACGGAUGUUUUAUUGUGCGAUGGGUGGUCAGAUUACGAAACAGAUGCGAUCAGCCUAGAUGAGCCGGUCGAAAGCCACAAGCAGAGAAACACUGGGAUGUUUCCCAUUCUGCACCUCCCUUUAGAGAUACGACUGGAGAUAUACGGCUGGGUUUAUCGAGAGCACCCAGUGAAGCAAACACAACUGAUGCCGUCGUAUCCUGUACCUAGGUACGACAGCUACUUCUUGAAAGUUGUCCGUCCAGAACCGACGGCUAGCGAGGAAUAUUGCGGUGGAGUUGAUGUAGAGCCGAAGGAGCAUAUCAUUAGCACCGAGGUCAGCCAGGGGGCGGUGGUACCUUUGCUGUCUCCGCAUCGCCCCUUUGCGGGUGUUCCAUCGGCGCUCCUGAGGGCAAACAAGCAGAUCUACCACGAGAUCCGCGAGCUGCCCUUGGCAACCAACGAGUUCGUGUUUGUCAACUGGUUCACCUCGGGUCUCUGGGCAGCCCGGUCCUUCAUCAAAGGCCUGCGGCCGUGGCAGCGGGACGCCAUGCGGUAUGCCAGGCUGGAAUUGCUCGCCCGGGAUCUCUCUGCCUCCUAUGCAGUAGAGUGGCAGGAGUUAUGCGCGUUCUGGGCCAGGGGGCUGCACGGCCUCAGGCUGAAGAUCCUGGGCAGCAACAGCGGUGGCGGCGAUUCCUCUAAACAACGGUCCACGAUACCCGGGAAAGUCACGGUGGUCCCGGAGGCCAGAGAUGGCGAUGGCGAGCUACAGCCGUGGGUGCAGGACGGGUUGCGGUCUAUGAGCAAGCUGCGGCGCCUGGAGGUUGAGCUGGUGGCACCGGACUGGGAUAAUGCGCGGAAGAUCGCGUGGUGCGCCGGCCUGGAGGAAGCUCUAAAUGAGAACCCGGAAGCAGCGGCACGGAUCAGGGUCAUUUGUGUUGAGCGAGAUGCGACUAAGCAAGCGUGA
This is a messenger RNA of Neoarthrinium moseri, 1113 nucleotides long. RefSeq lists its product as uncharacterized. The transcript has a single exon. NCBI's taxonomy places the organism in Eukaryota, Fungi, Ascomycota, Sordariomycetes, Amphisphaeriales, Apiosporaceae. The coding region runs from base 1 to 1113 and encodes 370 amino acids. The record is from RefSeq and is a predicted model, not a curated record.